AUGGCACAUUUUAGACGGGAUUUUACGUAUAGCGCUUUAGACAAUGAAUUGACUCCUCCACUCGCGAGAUCUAUUGAAAAUACCAACAGUCCAACGUUAAUCACCCUGGACCAAGAACAUGACGAUGCUACUAAUGUUAUCAUCCACAAAGUACCUCAAACCAAAAGCAGAUGGAAUCACAUAAAAGAUUUAGAUUCAUUCUUUACUAGAAUGUAUAGUUAUUAUGUGAGAGGAGGAUUUUAUCCAAUGAUAAUGUCAGAUCUUUUUUAUUUACUACAAUUUAUAUUUAUUGUUUGGUUUUCAACAUUUUUGGUGCACUGUGUUGACUACCCAAGACUUUUUAGAAAUGAUCCUGAAGCAAACAGAAGUGAAAAAUUAACUCUAAAUGAUGUUAUAUUUCCUACCUCUGUAUGUGUUAGCCACAUUUCAUGGACUUGGUGGUGCCUCAUUACCUUGUGUUGUAUCAUUUGGAUAAUGAAAUUUUUUAUAUCUAUGUAUCAUUUAUACUAUGCAUAUGAUACAAAAUUAUUUUAUAACAAUGCACUUAAAAUUAAAGAGAGUGAGCUGACUUGGGUGACCUGGUCGACAAUACAAGACAGAGUCAGGGAAGCCCAACCUGAACACCAAAUGUGUGUUCACAAGCAGGAGAUUAAUGAAUUAGAUAUAUAUCACAGAAUACUCAGGUUUAACAAUUACAUGGUGGCUAUGGUAAAUAAAAAUUUACUUCCACUUCAAAUACAUGUGCCUUUCAUCGGUGACUUCCAUUAUUUAUCACGGGGUUUAAAAUGGAAUCUAGAGUUCCUGCUGUUUUAUGGCCCUUGGGAAAGUCGUUGGCAGCUUCGAUCGGCCUACAAGGAUCAUACGAAACGAAUGCUUCUAGCCAGACAGUUGGAGAGACAGAUAGUUCUUCUGGCGUUAGUGAACUUAAUACUUGCACCACUCAUCCAGGCCUGGCAGAUACUUUACUUCUUCUUUAACUAUGCAGAGUUAAUAAAACGGUCACCCGGAUCGCUCGGUCUACGUACAUGGUCUCUGUACGCUCGAGUGACUCUCAGACACUUCAACGAGUUAGAACACGAACUGCGGGACAGACUUAACAGAGCACACAAACCUGCGACCAAAUACCUCGCCAGCUUCAGCUCGCCAAUCACCACUGUUCUAGCUAAGAAUGCGGUGUUUUUGUCGGCGAGUGUGCUCGGUGUACUGGUUGUGUUGUCGGUAUACGACGAGGAUGUUCUCACAGUAGAACAUGUGCUUACCAUCAUUACUAUACUUGGAUGCGUGCUGGCUGGAGCUAGGGCGUUAAUCGGUGAAGAAGAGCGUCUUGGCGGGUCGUGUGGUCCAGCUCGUGGUGAGGAGCUGUUAGUACAGGUGUUAGGACACGUGCACUACCUGCCCGCGGCCUGGAGGGGCCGAGCUCACACCAGACAUGUGGCCGCACAUUUACAGCACAUGUUCCAGUUCAGAGCGGUGUACAUACUAUUUGAACUACUGAGCCCUCUCCUGUGCCCUUUGGUGUUGUUCCAACUACGUACACGUGCUGUAGAUAUUGUGGAUUUCUAUAGGAAUUUCACAGUUAGUGUUCUUGGUAUAGGAGACGUUUGCUCUUUUGCUCAGCUCGACAUUCGCCGGCAUGGUCAUCCUGAUUGGCAGACACCCGGAAAAUAUGGAGAAAAAGGUGCCAACACUCAGUAUAACCAGGGCGAGGGCGGUAAGACGGAGCUAUCUCUAGUGGCAUUUUCAUGUCGUCAUCCUGGUUGGCAGCCGACUGAGCCCACACAAAGACAGUUCCUGAGAUCGCUGCGUCAAACUAUGACGCAGGCUAUACCGACCAAUAAUGCCCUCAAUAAAACAAUGCUGGGUUCUUACAUUCAACAAAGCAUAUUUGGUACAAAUACUCCACUGCCAGCUGUUUUAUCUUACUAUCAGCAACAACGUCAACAGUACAGACUUCCCGAUAUGGAUGAGAUAAGUGAUGAAGAAGACACGGCCGGGCUUUCUGGUGUCAGUGCCCUCGGGCUCCCUGAUGUACCGGACGAAACAAGGGACAUGUCUGUCAGCACAUUGCAUUUAUACGAUUUGCAUCUAUCUCAGGCGGGACGCAGCGUGUCAGCGUGCUGUACGAACAACUGUGGCGAGCGCAGGAGUGAGGAUCGUCGUGUGACUAGCGAGCAGACGCCGCUACUGCACCGACCAUAA
Messenger RNA from Danaus chrysippus (African queen), 2199 nucleotides. Lineage: Eukaryota; Metazoa; Arthropoda; Insecta; Lepidoptera; Nymphalidae. The record is from the annotation of a GenBank genome assembly.